Acanthopagrus latus (yellowfin seabream) is the source of this 7768-nucleotide messenger RNA. RefSeq names its product synaptotagmin XVI (gene syt16). The transcript is spliced from 8 exons. The record is from RefSeq and is a predicted model, not a curated record. Lineage: Eukaryota; Metazoa; Chordata; Actinopteri; Spariformes; Sparidae. Bases 303 to 2174 code for a protein of 623 amino acids.
AGUCCUGGGAUGAAUUUCAAUUACAGUUUCAUAUAUGUAAUUAAAUUUGAGCUUAAUUAGCCGAGGCUAGCCAUGUGGCAGUCUCAUGAGCAAGCUAACGUCACCUAGCUUAAACUGGAUUUAACUGCUUAGUUUUUGGAUGUUUUCUUUGUCACUUACACACAUACACACACGUAUUAAUGCGUAUUUUAUGUCAAAAGAAAUACCAGCAGGUAUUAAACAAGUCAGAUAUUCGUAUUUUUACGACAUUGUGGCUAAAAGUUUAGCAUUAGCUACAUUAGCCUUAGCUUAUUGAUGGACGCAUGAGAUGUUCAAGGACCGGGAGGCUGUUCGUGAAAGCCCGUGAAGGCGCCUCCGUGCACCGCUGUGUGGCUGCGGAUCUGCGGGGUCUGGAGGAUGAGGAGCGGCGGGGACGCUGCUGCCUCCGCUCCGUCCAUCACACACUCGGUCCUGCUGUCGGUGUGAGGGAACCAGCCGCAGCCAUGGCCUCCGACAACUGUCUGUUCGUGUGGUCUGAUCAGUGUGUCAUUGUGUGUCCCCUCUCCCUCUCCCUCCUCCUGCCAGUCACCCCAGAGGCCAUCGGCUUCCUGUCGGCGGUGGGCGUCUUCAUCGUGGCGUUGGCCGUCCUCUUCCUCUUCAUCAACAAGAAGCUGUGUUUCUCGCGCGUCGGCGGGCUGCCCUGCCUGGAGCAACAUGGCCGCCGGAAGAAGGGACGAGUGGGAAUCCGCCAGGGGCUCGUGAACAGUUAUGGGGAUGAUGAAGAUGAUGGCAGCAGCUCCUCUGACAGUGAAGAAGAAGUCCUGAAGCAGUUCGAGAUCUCCGUCUCGCGUUCGCAGAGUUUUCGUAACGCGGCGUCGAACAGCGGCGAGCAGCAGCAGACGACGACGCAGCUCGCUUUGGGCCGACGCCACAAAUUCACCCGUCUGUCGGACCAGGAGGAGGGCAGCACCGAGCCGUCGGACUGCGAAGAGAUGGAGGCUCCGAGCCGGCAGGGGUUCCAGGACCCGCUCUCGGCCGCACUAGAAGAGAGCGAGAGGGCGUCGGCACUUUCUCUGGACAAACCGGCCAAACUGGAGGUGUCCAGCGUAAAAGACAGUCCCACUCUGAGCAUGAGGCGACAGGCCGCAGACGGCAGCGAGGACACGGAGAAGGUGCUGGAUCUCGACAAAAACGACGGCACAGACAGCUCCUCCACAUGGAGCCCCGAGCAGGAGCAGCCUCCCCAGGACGACGUCUUCCCUCAGCCGGUCAGCUCUUCCCCUCGACCUCCCAUCUCUAAAUGUGGAGACCUGGUCCUGUCUCUGGAGUACCGGCCCGACACGGAGAAGCUGAUGGUCACUGUGGUCGCGGCGCGGGACAUCCCCGACAAAGCUCGCAGCGGGAUGGACUCCUGGCAGGUGCACAUGGUCCUGCUUCCCUCCAAGAAACAGCGACAGAAGACGGCGGUGCAGAAAGGCUCGCAGCCGCUCUUCAACGAGACGUUUCGCUUCUCGCGCCUGGAUCCGUCGGAGCUGCACAUGUCAGCCGUCAGGUUCAGGCUGUACGCGCUCGGAGGGAGGAUGUCCCGCGAGCGGAUGAUGGGCGAGAAGGUGCUGCGUUUAGGUGGGCUGGACCCGGACGGAGGGAAGAUGGAGACGACGCUGGUUCUGGAGCCUCGCAGCAACCUCAAGAGUGUGGACUCCCAGGUGAGCCUGUCUGCUGUGUCACAGAGCGACAGCGCCUCGUCCACUCAGUCUCUGACCCACGGUGGCGUCCCAGAGCUGCUGGUGGGCCUCUCCUACAACGCCACCACGGGACGAAUGUCUGUGGAGCUCAUCAAGGGAAGCCACUUCAGAAACCUGGCCAUCAACAGACCACCAGACACCUACGGGCGCCUGACUCUGUUAAACUCGGUCGGUCAGGAGAUCUCUCGCUGUAAGACGUCAGUGCGUCGCGGCCAGCCCAACCCCGUCUACAAGGAGACGUUCGUCUUCCAGGUGGCGCUGUUCCAGCUGUCGGACGUCACCUUGCUGGUCUCCAUCUACAACCGCCGCAGCAUGAAGCGCAAAGAGAUGGUGGGCUGGAUCGCUCUGGGCCAGAACAGCAGCGGCGAGGAGGAGCAGCUCCACUGGCAGGACAUGAAGGAGAGUCGAGGACAGCAGGUCUGCCGCUGGCACGUCCUGCUGGAGGCGUAACGCCACCGACAUCUGGGAUUUUUUUUCUUCUGAGCUGGAAGAGAGUUUAUUCUGGAAGUUGCAGACAGGAUGAUGCAUGUGGCUUCAGAGGCGACGGAUUCAAGGACUGAGCUUUCUCCACGAUCGUCACAUCUGAGUAAAGAUGGACACGCAUCAACCCUGGCUGGUUAUUUUAUGUCAGCAUGAAGGAACAAAUUCAUCAGCUUCUGGAGGCUGACUCGACUUUUUGUUGAGGAGAAAGGAAAUAGAUAAAUGAAAGUAAAGAAGAAAGCCUUCAGCAGGGUUACAUGAUAAAAAGCUUGCGAUUCACUCGAUUGGCAGAUAAAAACCAGAAUUUCUUUGUCGUGGAAAACCUUUAUAUGUCUGAAGGUUUCCUGAUAAAAAGCUUUGUGGAGCGUCCGUCAGCCUCCAAGAGGAGCUGAGAAUUUGUCCUUCACGUACAGCUUUUAUUGGUGAAACAGCUCCGUGAUGAGCUGCAGUUUUGUUUUUCUGGUGAAAUGCUGUGUUAGAAAGUGCACACAAAUUAGAGGUGUGUGUGGGUGUGUGUGUGUGUUUGUGUGACUUAAUCUAAGUGACGUUUUUACUUAAUCUUGCUGUUCUUUCACCGGCUGGCAAAUCAAUGGAGAUGCAAACAGAGAGUGCACAGUGAGAUGCUCAGCUGUGAAUGAAUGCAGACAGGAAACAGAACGAGCCUGUUUAUAUCCGCCGCUAACAUGAUUCCUGCGUGAUCAAAGGAAAAAACAACCACCAAGACGUGUUGUGAUCCGAUCGACUCAAACCACUUGUCGAGGUCGUCUGAGACAAACGUUUCCCCCGACAAAGACGUCGUCAGCGCAGGAAGUGGUGGUCGUUCUGGUCACAGGAUGCCGAGGUAGCCCAAGGCCAAACUGAAACAACUGACAGCAAUAUCACCAAACUCCCUUAACAAAUUGCACAAUUUUCAUGUUGUUAAGUCAGGAGAAACUUAGAAAACUUUGCAAAGCAGCUAUAGCAACAUUUAGAAAUCUAAUUUCUGCCUUCUUGUAAAUUUGGCAUCGAUGACAAGUCAUUAAGUUGUUUAUUUCCCUAUAAAACUUGUCAGGGUUUCACAGCAUCAGGCUAUUUUUCAGCUGGUUUCACCUCUAACACUAAAUUUAUGAAUGAAAGCAACAUUUUAUUGACAGAAAACAUGUCUGAUUUUAGAAAUACAGUAAUCAGUAACAAAUUCAGGCUUCUGCUUUGUCACCCUCGAAGAAAGACACCAGACUCCCUUAAAAAAAAAAGUUUUUGUGUGUAGAUGGAACUUUUUAAACAUUGUUAAAAUCUGGCUAUAACACGUUCAACAUUAUUUGGGCCUUCUAGUCAAUUUGGUAUUAGAUAUAAUAACCAAUAUAGGCUAAUUCUUUGUUGCUAGUGGAGAAAAAUCCCAGACUCCCUUCAAAAAUCACUUAAUUCUGAGAGUUGCUGCAUCAGGAGAGACUUUAUAAAUGCUGUCAAACACUGUCUCUGACAGAUUCUUUAUUAUUUAGGCCUUCUUGUAAAUUCUGCAAGUGUUAUACAUCAAAUUCUUUCUUUCUUGUGUUUGUUUGUCUAUAAGGGUUUAUGUAAUGAACUUAGGAGUGUUCACUUGUGAUUGGAUCACCAAAGACACAUGUUAAUAGCAGGUAUAAACAGGCUUAAAGAUGCAACAUCCUGAAAGUCUGAUCUUGAAAAUAUUCCUUUCACAUCCUCUCAGAAACACAGCAGGUUUGUCUCAAAGAUUCUGGGAUCUUUGCUGCAGUUUGUGUCUAAGAAUGUUGGAUUUUAUACGAUAUUGUCGGAAACUGACAUGAUCAAAUCAAUCAAUAUGAACAGAUCGCAUCUCCCACAUCUUCACCAUCUCAUCCUCCUUCAUGCAAGCAUCCGUUAAAACACUUUCAGCCACAGAAAAGGCGAGUGAUCGAUACGAUGAUGUCAGCGUUGCCACUGAAGGAUCACGUGACCGUAAGCUGCCGAGCACAGAAACAAAACACGAGAGUGGAACUGAAGCUGUUUUGUGAUUCAAGUGGAGGAGGAAGGCGUCUCAUUCAUAUUCAGUGCUCAUUCAUAUUCUCCUGACACAUGUGCUACUACAGGCAGGAAAUCUCCAGCAGCUGGAGACUCUUAACCCCCGCUGGGAUGAGAGCGUCUCUUCCCCCCCUUCGCUGCCUCGUCGACGCUGAAUGAUGUUAUUUGGCCUCAGCUCGAACUCCUUCACAGGGCAAAGCUCAUUUCAACACCCAUCAACGCUGAGCUGAAAAGAGGCUUUAAAUAUCUCACUGCAGCUGUUAAUAACAUGCAAUGAAUUACUCUGGAAGUGUGUGUUUUUUUCACCACACUCUCUCCGUGGUAAUUGGUAGUUACAGCUGUAGAAUCGUACAGUGCGAUGACGGUAAUGCCGCCGUUAAUGCUCAUCCUCUUCCAGCCCGGGCAUCAUUGAGUCAUAAGGCAGCAGUUCAGCCCAGAGGGGGGAUUAUAUUUGUUUGUGUCGACAGAUACUGGAGCUCCAAACCCCUCGGGGGUUCACACGCUGAGAGCAGAGAUGUGUUUAUUUGAGCGUUCGGGCAGGUGACAACAAAACCUCUUUAGAAAUGUUGCAGCUCGGUUUUAGAAAACUGAAUGAGAGCGACUCAAAUAUUCAAGAUUUCACGGGUGUAAGGAGAUGACAGUCUGUAAUUAGUUUUGGAAAGUCAACCGUAACAAAUGAACGGAGAAGCUGAUGCUCAUAUUCAAAUUCUUCAUAUGGAUUAAAGGGUCAGUUCAACCAAAUCAGACAAAGGAAACUAUCCUGCACAUCCCUCCAGGCAUGGAGCCAUCCCAAUGUUUUUUCUGUGCCGGGGUUUUGAGAGACUUUAUCUUAAAUUCAGAUUAUAAUAAAUCUGUUUUUGCUCCUCAAACCACCAAAAAAAAUAUAUGUAGAAUUUCAGUACAGAAACUUGGAUCACAAUUUCCAGAAUAAACCACUUGGUUAGGUUUUGGAAAACAUCAUGUUUAGGUUUACAAAACCCCGUUUUGUCUUUGAAAUUUCCCAGCAUCUUUUCUUAAAUAUCCAGUGGUGUCACGCUGACGAAUUGAAAUGCCAUCUUGAACAAUGGUCUCUGGCUCGACAGUCAUCUCCACUAACAUGACUGGAAAAUAUCCUGAUGUCUCUUUAAACAUAUCCAGUGGUUUCACCCUUACAAAUGUUGACGCACCAUUUCAAACAGUGGUCUCUGGCUUAACAGCCAUUUUGGCUAGUGGCCUUGUUCUGUGGUAUCGUUUUUAAAAACCUGAUGUUUGUUGCCACUAAGGUGGCUGGAAAAUGUGCCACAGCCAAUUUAGAUACUAAAUCCAGUGGUUUCAUGCCUACAGAUGUUGGAACACUGUCUCAAACAGUGGUCUCUGGUUUGGCAGCCAUCUCGAUUGUCACCCUGUCCAUGCAACUUAUUGAAAAAAAUCUAGUUUUGUCGACACAAACAUCACAUCAGCAUCUUGUUAAAAAAAGAUCCAGCGGUUUCAUGCUUCAUAUGUCAGCUUAUAAAGAUUAAGAUUGGCUUUAUUUAUCCCACAAGAGGGAAACCCACUUGUUAAAACAGCUGGAGAUAUUUGCAACAGUACAGGAAAAAGAUUACAAAGAUGUUUAUAAAAACAAACGUAUCCGUUGACCAACUUUUUAUUCUACCGGGCUGAAACAUGUUUUUCCAGUUUUUUUGUAAUCUUGACAAUAUCUCCGUAGAAUAGAGGAUUUACUACCCACUACAUAAAUGAGCUCUCUGUCAUAUAAUAAUUAAUAAACCGUCCAAGGAAAAUUCAUUAUAAAUCAAGGACAUGAGAUACUCUUUGGAAUGAUGAAUGGGUUAUACAAACCUCGACCUUGUGUGAGUCACAACGGAAGAUAAGAAUGAUUCAAAUAGCUGGUUUUCACCAACAUCAUCAUCAUCAUCAUCAUCAUCACCGUCACUAGUUUACUGGAAAGUGGAUAUUUAGUUGGACGAACAAAACAUCACAGAUGAAAAACAUGUACAAGUGUUUAGAAUAGAAGCACUUCUGUCUUUUCCAAGGACGACACGACGACUUAUUAUGUCGGUAACUGAUUCAGGGAAGCAGUGAAGACUGAAAAACAAGAUAUUUUAUUCAAAGAUGAAUGAUUUAAUGAAAAAGGCACAAUUAAUGGACUCAUUCUAUAUCUGGUAAAUACAGGAAACAAGCUGUAAAAUGCUGUGCGUCUCGUGUUUAAACUGCAGAUAUGUAAUGGCGAAUACUUCAGGUAUAAAUGAAGCGUGGGUGAGGAAUAGGAGUGCUGCAGCUGGUUUGAUGUUUUGUACAAUUCAACAGGAUUUUUAUUUAAUGGGUAAUAUUAUUAUUUUGUACAUUAACACUCCCCAAAGAUCAAAAUGAUUGAGAAAGUUAGCUACAGAGACCAAAUUUCUGCCUAAGAUAGCCAAUUCUCCAUUAGCUUGUUAUUGUUUUCUUUGUUUUCUUUUUAAAAACUUGGCUUCCAGACAUAAAAAUAGGUUUGUUUGUUUGUUUGUUUGUUUUUACCUAAUAUGAUAACUGUUAACUGUAAUAAAAUAGCUAAUACAUAAGAAGUUAGCAUCCAAGAAUUAAUGAUCCAGAUAGAAGACAAGAUAGUAAAGAUUUUGAACAGUAUGUUGAAAAGAAUACGAUUCUUCGCUGACGAUACCUGCCUUUAUAUGGAACUUAUAGAGUCAUUGAGGCUAACAAUUUAGCAAGCUAACAAGCAGGUAAUGCAGGCUAACACACAAAGAUCAUCACUGAAAAUAUGAACUGAAACUCUAACCUACUAAAAUUACAAUAUAUUAAGUUUUCUUGACCACAAUAACGUUUAUGUUCAGCGACCUUUAACGAGAUCUUUCUUAUCAGCACUCCUAUUCUGCUGGCUUCAAACAUGUGAGCGUGUGAAAAGUGACAUGAACUAUAUUUACUGCACAGACUGAUAUAUUUUAUGCAUGUUGAGUUGUUGUACAGAAUCUAUAACAUCUAUUCUAUAUUUUUUAAAAUAGUAAAUGUUUAAUGUUCUUAAGUAUUUCCCAGGAUUUCUAUGGUAUUUACACGUCUGCAUGCUCAGUUGGAGACCCCAGGUUGUAUUACACAAUCGGAUGCGUGCUGCAGAUGUAAUAUACAGUCGUGAUACUCUGACAAAGUGCCUGUAAACAUUUCGAGAUGAAACAUAUCCGCCGUGACAAAAAGGGAUGAUCCAAAAUUUGCAUGAAGCCUUCUCGUUGUUCCCUGUGAAUGCUGCUGUAGGACUGCAUGCGUGGAAGGUGACGACAGGGCGGGUCGACUCGUGUCCAGGCCGAGACCAGGGCUGAAGUUUAGUCCACAAAUCUGGCUGUUCUACAAAUCAAAGAGAGAAAAUGUGAUUGCAAUAACACAAGGAGUGUCUCGGUAUCAUAUCAGGGCUUCACUGGCAUCAAAAGUGGAGCCUGCAGCUGUUUUCUAGUGGACAGGACUGAAACGCCGACACUGUCGAGACUCGUCCUGCAGCCCUGGUCCGGCCCGUGCAUGCCGAGCCCCCGAGGCACCCAGAAAGCACUUUUUGUACCAAGUUUUGUCGUUGCCAAUAAAACCCAGAAGAUCCCUGCUGUGGGAACGUC